Molecule: messenger RNA, 642 nt
Organism: Mytilus trossulus (common blue mussel)
Lineage: Eukaryota; Metazoa; Mollusca; Bivalvia; Mytilida; Mytilidae
Exons: 3
Coding region: 1-642 (213 amino acids)
Source: RefSeq, a predicted model, not a curated record
AUGGCGUCAUCCUUGGCACAGGAAGAUGUAAAUUUUCUGCGAUUAGCUGGUUUGUUGAUAAAGAUCGCACCACGUGCUGUAAGACAAAGGUUUGACUAUGAAUUUAAUCCAAAACAGCUACAACAAUUUCUGUGUAAAAAUCGACGUAAGAUAGAUGACCUAACAAAUAAGAAAAGGGUCAUCACACUGGCACAGUAUGAUUUAUUAUAUCCAAGAGGUUCGUCAGGAGUAUCAUCAGACAAGUUUGAUGUAUCAUUGAUGGUAUGCUUACUCAGACAUUUCACAGAUCUUGACAUCCAAGAUAGACUUCCACUGGAAACGAUUUAUACAACAGCUGCAGAUAUUUCUAGGAUAAAAUUUUACAGGAACUACAUUGUUCAUUCAGACAGCGGGGAAGUUUCUGAACACACUUUUUCAGAAAUAAGGAACUGUGUAGUCGAGGCCAUACUAAGACUAGUACCGGACUUAAAGUCAGAGAUUGAUGCAAUGAUGGUUUCCCCAUUAACUAAUGAUAUAAUAGAUUUGAUACGACUUGAGAAACAGAUGGAAAACACCAAUCAACAUCUCCGUACCGUCAGCCAGAAAAUGGAGACAUUAGAAAUAGAAAAUAAUAAUAUAAAAGGUAUUUCUGAUUCAUUGUAG